Molecule: messenger RNA, 408 nt
Organism: Mesorhabditis spiculigera
Lineage: Eukaryota; Metazoa; Nematoda; Chromadorea; Rhabditida; Rhabditidae
Source: the annotation of a GenBank genome assembly
AUGUCGAAUUCAGAAAUCUCGGGCCGUUGCGGGGUGGACACGGUGUUGUGUCGACAGAAGGGACAGAAGGAGCACACGUGCGUCCACUUCUCCCGGCUCACCGACUACGGCGGCAAGGGCAUCGACGAUCCGCAUCGUUGCUAUUUUAGACAGUGCCCGGGCGACGACCAAAUCUUUUGCAACUCGAUAUGCUACAAGAUUUCCGAGGUGAAAUCAGUCGACGUCAACGGGAAAUGUGAACUGCACAACCCGCCGACGAACGACUAUAUCGUGGUGCUCAUCUACGGGUUGGUCAUCAUCGUCGCCGUCUUGCUGGUCAUUGCCGCCACUACCGCUGCAGCCGACUCCGACAAGGCCCCAUUUCUGCCGACGACGCGUCCCGAAGCGAACAACCAGGCGCCAGAGGUU